This is a messenger RNA of Caenorhabditis briggsae, 2115 nucleotides long. RefSeq names its product Protein CBR-SUL-1 (gene Cbr-sul-1). The record is from RefSeq and is a predicted model, not a curated record. Lineage: Eukaryota; Metazoa; Nematoda; Chromadorea; Rhabditida; Rhabditidae. Bases 1 to 2115 code for a protein of 704 amino acids. Gene Ontology annotation, molecular function: N-acetylglucosamine-6-sulfatase activity; glycosaminoglycan binding. The transcript is spliced from 15 exons.
AUGAAUUGGAAUAGUUGCGUGGUGUUUCUGUUCUCCACGUUCGUUUUUAGUACGAAUGCGGUUAUCAAUUUUGUUGAUUCUCAACACAAUGUGAUCCUAAUUUUGACUGAUGACCAAGACAUUGAGCUAGGCUCGAUGAAUUUCAUGCCAAAAACCACCCAAAUUAUGAAAGAGCGAGGAACAGAAUUUACAUCAGGAUAUGUGACAACACCAAUUUGCUGUCCUAGUCGUUCUACUAUUCUUACUGGAUUAUACGUACAUAACCAUCAUGUGCAUACGAAUAAUGGAAAUUGCACAGGAGUCGAGUGGAGAAAAGUUCAUGAGAAAAAAUCAAUAGGAGUUUAUUUACAAAACGCAGGAUAUCGAACGGCAUAUCUCGGAAAAUAUUUGAACGAAUAUGAUGGAUCUUACAUUCCCCCUGGCUGGGAUGAAUGGCAUGCGAUUGUCAAGAAUAGCAAAUUUUACAAUUAUUCAAUGAAUUCGAACGGAGAAAGGGAGAAAUUUGGAUUUGAAUACGAGAAAGAUUAUUUCACAGAUUUGGUCACCAAUCGCUCUCUUCGGUUUAUCGAAAAGCAUAUUAAGACACGAGCUUGGCAGCCAUUCGCCCUUAUCAUCUCCUACCCGGCACCUCAUGGUCCCGAAGAUCCAGCUCCUCAGUUUGCACACAUGUUUGAGAACGAGUUCAGUCAUAGAACUGGAAGUUGGAAUUUCGCGCCAAACCCUGACAAGCAAUGGUUACUCCAAAGAACUGGUAAAAUGAACGAGGUUCAUAUUAGUUUUACGGAUUUGUUGCAUAGACGAAGACUUCAAACUUUGCAAAGUGUUGAUGAAGGAAUUGAAAGACUAUUCAAUUUACUCCGCGAACUAAAUCAAUUGUGGAAUACAUAUGCUAUAUACACAUCUGAUCAUGGAUAUCACCUCGGUCAGUUUGGUCUAUUGAAAGGCAAAAAUAUGCCAUACGAGUUUGAUAUUCGAGUGCCAUUUUUUAUGAGAGGCCCUGGAAUCCCUAGAAAUGUUUCAUUCGAUGAAAUGGUGACAAAUGUGGAUGUCGCACCAACUAUGCUAGCAAUUGCGGGUGUAUCAAAACCAGCAAGAAUGAACGGAAGAAGUUUGCUGGAACUGGUGGCUUUAAAAAAGAAGAAGAGAAAGCAUGCAGAAGCCUUGAAGCCGUGGAGAGAUACAGUUUUGAUAGAAAGAGGGAAAAUGCCAAAGUUGAAAAAGAUUCGGGAUCGAUAUAUGAAACAGAAGAAGAAGUUCAACAAGGAGAACCGGCUGUCCAAGGAAUGCAAACGGAGGAAGUGGCAGAGAGAUUGUGUAGAGGGGCAGCUGUGGAAAUGCUACUACACUGUGGAGGACCGUUGGCGCAUCUAUAAGUGUCGUGAUAACUGGGGAGAUCAGUGCCCGUGUAGAAAGAAACGCGAUGUGAACGAUGAUGACGACGACGUUGAUGAGUUUCUGGAUUAUGUGGACCAAGAAAAUUUCUCCUUCGAUAACGAAUGGUACCAAGGAGAAAUUGAUGAUCACGACGAUUUUGAUUUUGAGAGUCACGAGGGUUUUUCACGUCAGAAGCGUGGGAUACUAAGCAAGUGUAGUUGCUCCAGAAACAUGUCACAUCCCAUAAAACGAUUGGAACGAAAACUGUCAAAGAAGCAUUAUCUUAAUUAUAAGAAAAAGUUACAAACUGGCUCACUGAAACCCAAAGACUGUUCUCUUCCACAAAUGAACUGUUUCACGCACACAGCAUCGCACUGGAAAACGCCCCCAUUGUGGCCUGAAGAGCUUGGCGAGUUCUGUUUCUGUCAGAACUGCAACAACAACACGUAUUGGUGUCUUAGGACCAAAAACGAGACGCACAACUUUUUGUAUUGCGAAUUUGUGACCGAAUUCAUCAGUUUUUAUGACUUCAACACGGAUCCAGAUCAGUUGAUUAAUGCUGUAUACUCUCUGGAGAUCGGGGUACUCGAGCAACUCAGCGAACAAUUGCGGAUGCUUAGGAAAUGCAAAAAUCGUCAGUGUGAGAUCUGGAGUGCAUCGCAGAAGUUGAGAUCUCCAAAGUUGGUCGAUUUGAGGGUCAAUGAGAAAUCUUUCCUUAAUUAUAAUCUUGAGAAAACGUAG